Limanda limanda (common dab) is the source of this 1122-nucleotide messenger RNA. RefSeq names its product G protein-coupled receptor 52 (gene gpr52). Gene Ontology annotation, biological process: G protein-coupled receptor signaling pathway. NCBI's taxonomy places the organism in Eukaryota, Metazoa, Chordata, Actinopteri, Pleuronectiformes, Pleuronectidae. The record is from RefSeq and is a predicted model, not a curated record. Bases 1 to 1122 code for a protein of 373 amino acids. The transcript has a single exon. Gene Ontology annotation, cellular component: membrane. Gene Ontology annotation, molecular function: G protein-coupled receptor activity.
AUGAACCAGUCUGAACUGACAACGGACCCGGUGCUCACUGCCAACAGCAGCCAUGGAGACUUCUUUCAUAGACGGACCUCCAACCACUCUUGUCCCUUGGGCUGGGGGCUAAAUGAAGGCCUAGAGACUUGCGUCCUGGAGACUGCUGUCAUUGUACUUCUGACAGUGCUCAUUAUUGCAGGGAACCUGACAGUGAUCUUUGUGUUCCACUGCGCCCCCCUACUACAUCAUUACACUACCAGCUACUUCAUCCAGACAAUGGCGUAUGCCGAUCUGCUGGUCGGUCUUAGUUGCCUGGUGCCCACCCUGUCUCUGCUCCACUACCCAGCAGGUGUCCAGGAGCCCAUCACGUGCCAGGUUUUCAGCUACGUUAUUUCUGUACUGAAGAGUGUUUCGAUGGCCUGCUUGGCUUGCAUCAGCGUGGACCGCUACUUGGCCAUUACAAAACCACUAUCUUACAACCAGCUGGUGACACCAUGUCGGUUACGAGGCUGCAUCACCCUCAUCUGUGUCUACUCGAGUCUGGUUUUCCUGCCCUCCUUCUUCGGGUGGGGUAAGCCAGGAUAUCAUGGGGACAUUUUUGAGUGGUGUGCUCACUCGUGGCCAACUUCUGGCCUUUUUACAGGCUUUGUAGUGUGCCUGCUCUAUGCACCUGCUGCACUUGUUGUCUGUUUCACCUAUUACCACAUAUUUCGCAUUUGCCAGCAGCACAAUAGGGAGAUCAGUGAACGACGUGCACGUUUUCCCAGCCAGGAGAUGGAGGCUGGUGAGGGGGGUGGCAGCGGUGGGCAUCAGGGAGGGCACGGACCAGAUCGACGCUAUGCGAUGGUGCUCUUCCGCAUCACCAGUGUUUUUUAUAUGCUUUGGCUGCCCUACAUCAUCUACUUCAUGUUAGAGAGCUCCCAUGUGCUGGCCAGUCCUGCCAUUUCCUUCAUCACCACCUGGCUGGCCAUUAGCAACAGCUUUUGCAACUGUGUUAUCUACAGCCUCUCUAAUAGUGUUUUCCGCCUGGGCAUGCGUAGACUCUCGCAGACAAUUUGCUCUUUCAGCCACUGUGCAGCCGAUGACAGGGAUUUUGCGGAGGCUAAACCAAGGAAGAGGGCAAACUCCUGCUCCAUCUGA